UCGGACGUUACUCAACAGUUGCUCAGUACUUGAGUAGUUUUUUCACCAAGUACUUUUCUACAGUAUACCCACUGCAAUACAUUAGGCUACUAAACCACUGGUUAUAAGAUAUAUUCUCCCGUGAUGCCUUCACCUCCCCUGGUUUAUUUGCAUUGUGUCUCUGUGUGUUGAAUAAAGCCCUUUGUGGUUCAUAAUGAACAAAAAAACGUAUUUUUUGGUUCCUGUCUGCUGAGAGAGAAACCGCAGAGAGUCGGUGAUCUCACCUCAGAGGAAGGAGGGAAGUUUAACUGCUGCUGUGACGGAAGGAAACAAGUCAGUCUGUGGUACGAUGGGACGGACGCCUCCUCUGCUGCUGCUGCUCUUUCUGACAUCACUGCUGAGCUGCACAACAAACCAAGCCUCUCUGACUGUGAGUCCCAGCAGCUCUCAGAUGUUUGAGGGACAGUCUGUCUCUCUGAGCUGUGAGGAGGACGACAGCUCUGCUGGAUGGACUCUGAGGAGGAACACAACCAGAGAAACCAGAGCUGAGUGUAAGGACUGGGGACAGGGAACUGCCGAUUCGUCCUGUAACAUCAGCGCCAUUAUACCUUCGGACAGUGGAGUGUACUGGUGCGAGUCCAGAGAGGGAGCAACCAGUAACAGCAUCAACAUCACUGUCACUGGUAAACCCACCACCCCUCCACCUCCUCUAUCCCCCUUCAGCCCUGGCCCCUCUUCCUCGUCUCCUCUGUCCUCGUCUCCUGCUCUCCUAGCGUCCUUGCUGUCUGUCCCAGUCCUCUGUGGUCUGGUGCUGCUGGUUGUUCUGGUCCUACUGGUGAGACGAUGUGUCCGCAGGAAACACUCAACAACAACAACAACAACAACAGAGAGUGAUCGAGCUGCCGUGAGAGGAACUACAGACAUCAUGUACGGACAAAUAGUGAUCGGACCAAACAGGGCGAGAGAGUUUCCACCAGAACCAGAAGUGGUCUACUCCUCGCUGAAGCCCACCAUCCCUCCUUCACACCAGUCCAACCAGUGAAGUCUGCUGGUUUGCAUUUAUUUAAACCAAUCACAAUCCUCCUCGGCGGCGCUGAGAUGUCUCAGCCGGAUUUGGAAAAACUUGUCCAUGCUUUUAUCUUCAGUAGACUUGACUACUGUAACGGGGUCUUUACAGGUCUGCCUAAAAAAAUCAA
Perca fluviatilis (European perch) is the source of this 1175-nucleotide messenger RNA. RefSeq lists its product as uncharacterized. Lineage: Eukaryota; Metazoa; Chordata; Actinopteri; Perciformes; Percidae. Bases 329 to 1021 code for a protein of 230 amino acids. Gene Ontology annotation, biological process: cell surface receptor signaling pathway. Gene Ontology annotation, molecular function: transmembrane signaling receptor activity. The transcript has 6 exons. The record is from RefSeq and is a predicted model, not a curated record.